Messenger RNA from Nicotiana attenuata, 1215 nucleotides. RefSeq lists its product as uncharacterized. Lineage: Eukaryota; Viridiplantae; Streptophyta; Magnoliopsida; Solanales; Solanaceae. Gene Ontology annotation, cellular component: chloroplast. The coding region runs from base 170 to 862 and encodes 230 amino acids. Gene Ontology annotation, biological process: defense response. The record is from RefSeq and is a predicted model, not a curated record. The transcript is spliced from 4 exons.
CAAACUAAAUUGACACUCUUCUCUUUUAUCCUUCACAUUUUCAUGACUGUCUACUCUUGUUCAUCUUGAUAUGUUCACCUCUGUACUCUUUCACAAAAACCCAACUUCUUUACAAUGUUGUAGCUGUACAUGACACCUAAAAACCACGAUUUUGUACAAAAAAUCCAAGAUGAAUUCUGCUUCAAUGUCAGCAUCAGUUUUAAACUGCCAAUUCUUGAAAAUUCUCCCACCCCAAAAAACUGGGUUCUUGAAAUCUCCAUUACUUAAUGGCAAAAGUUGCAGACUUUGUGUGUCAGCAAGUUCAAAUGAGUUGGAUAAACAGAUAAUAGAGGACCCAAAAGAUGAAAUACAAGAAAAGACUAAUGGGGUUAUUAUUAACAGUGAGGAAGAAAGAAGAGGGGAAAAUUCUACUUCUACUGGUCCUAAUGCUGUUCUUGAUAAUAAGGAACUGAAAAAGGCUGUUUUAAAGACUGCUGCAACCUUUGCACCAAGGGCUUCGACUGCCACGAAAAAUCCUGCUGUACCUGGAACUGUUUUAUACACUGUUUUUGAAGUGCAAGCCUAUGUUUCAAUGUUUUUAGGUGGAGCUCUCUCCUUCAAUCUCAUUUUCCCCUCAAAUGAACCAGACAUCUGGAGACUAAUGGGAAUGUGGUCCAUAUGGAUGUUUACUGUUCCUUCUCUUCGGGCUCGAGAUUGCUCAAAGAAUGAGAAAGAAGCUCUCAAUUAUCUUUUUAUCCUCAUUCCCUUGCUUAAUGUUAUAGUCCCGUUCUUCUGGAAGUCAUUUGCUGUCGUUUGGUCAGUGGAUACUGUAGCAUUUCUUGGGAUGUACGCUUGGAAGCUUGGAUGGCUACAGAAAGAGUGACGGCAAAAGAAGUGAAGGAUCAGUGUCGCUCUUGUAGCUUCAAAUAAGUAGCUCGUUCAGCUGAUACAAUCUCUACUAUGGCUGCUUAUGGUUCACGUCAAGUCUGCUAUAUCAUGAUUCGUUUGAAAAAUGAAACAUCUAUGAGCAGAGUAAGAAUGUCUCAGAUCAAGUUGCCUUGCUUCUGCUAGUUCGAGUUAUGAGCUUUACUGCUAACACAGAUAGAUAUCAUUUUCUUUGGGUUAAGGGUUGCACACCUUUAGUUUUAUGUGCUCUGAGUAUUCCGUUACCCUUAAGAAAGUCCAGAUGUUGUCCAUCCUUCUUCGUACCGAUGAUAAAUUACUAUUAAGAAAGUA